AUGAUUGUGAUCCGGAGUGAGAGGACGAGGCACAGGAGGCGGUGGCUAACAAGGCUCCAGUGGGGGGCCCUCUUAUGCGUGAUGGUCCUCAUCUACGGCUCUCACGCGCCUCUCAUCGCUCUGAGCAAAGUAGACCAGCACGUGCCCUUUGACCCCUCCUCCUGCGUGGUCAUGAUCGAGCUGACCAAGCUGCUCGUCUCGUUCGCCGCUUUCGCCGCAACCGACGGUGCGUCCGCCUCGCUCGCCCUUCCCUCCCUAGCCCUGGCGGCGCCGUACGCCGUCCCCGCCGCACUGUACGCCCUCAACAACAACCUGGUGGUCCUCAUGCAGGCCUACAUGGAUCCCAGCUCCUUCCAGGUCCUCAGCAACCUUAAAAUCGCCGCCACGGCUCUGCUUUACUCACUGUGUCUCGGCAGGAGGCUGCGCCGGGGUCAGUGGUUCAGUCUGGGGCUCCUGAUGGCGGCGGGAGCGUGCCACAGCUACAGCAGCCUGGGUCCAGCGGAGGGGGCGGCGGCCAGGCUUUACAUCACCGCAUGGGGGCUCUUCCUCAUGUCGGUGUACUGCUGCGUCUCUGGGCUGGCGGCUGUUUACACAGAAAGGACGCUGAAGAGCCAAAAUCUUCCACUCAGCCAACAGAACCUCUACCUUUAUGCGUUUGGUGUGCUCAUCAACGGGAUGUCGUCCCUCUCCGCCCUGGCAAGCGACAAGAGCUUCCUAGAAGGAUACUCCUGGCCCGUUUGGGCCAUCAUUGCAGGGCAGGCGGCGAACGGCCUCCUGAUGUCCGUGGUGCUGAAGCACGGCAGCGGCAUCACGCGACUAUUCGUCAUCUCCUGUUCCAUGCUGGUCAAUGCUUUGUUGUCCUGGGCCUUCUUAGGGCUGCAGCUCACCUUCUUCUUCCUUCUGCCCGUUUCCACGGUCGGCCUGGCAGCUUACCUUUACUACACAUAGCUGAAACUCCAAUCCCUGCUGAAAUGUGUGACUAUGUCUGCCUUUUCAUCCUGCACUAAUGUGAACGUGACUUUUUCAUUAGGUA
This is a messenger RNA of Nerophis lumbriciformis (worm pipefish), 1033 nucleotides long. Its product is annotated as probable UDP-sugar transporter protein SLC35A4. Gene Ontology annotation, cellular component: Golgi membrane. Lineage: Eukaryota; Metazoa; Chordata; Actinopteri; Syngnathiformes; Syngnathidae. Gene Ontology annotation, molecular function: pyrimidine nucleotide-sugar transmembrane transporter activity. The record is from RefSeq and is a predicted model, not a curated record. Gene Ontology annotation, biological process: pyrimidine nucleotide-sugar transmembrane transport.